GCACCAGUAGCGGCGGCGGCGGCUGAGACAGGAUCGACCCGGACACAGCUCCACUGUUAGCAGACAACUAUCGCACCCAGGCGGCCUGACAGUCGCUUUAAAUGGACGGAGCCUCCUCAGCACUGGGCGAUGUGAGCGGCUGAGCGAAGCGGCUCGGUGAGGACUGUCACAAAGCCAUGACAGCCAACUUCAGCUGCGGGGAGAGGCGCGCCAUGGCAUCCCAGCCGAGUGUAUACAAUGAAGAAAGGCACCUUCUUCGUCUCCGAGCAUGGAAAUUGAGGAACCAAGAAGCCAGCCAAGCCAAAGAACUCAACCCUGAGAAAGUGCCUCUCUUUGCAGAACCAUAUAAGACAAACAAAGGAGACGAGCUUUCCAAUCGGAUCCAGAGGAUGCUGGGCAGUUACGAAGAUGUGAACAAUCCAUGUCCCCUCACCAUCGAGCCUUCAUCCAUUCCUAGUUAUGUAACUGUCUCGCAGUCAGAUCAGGGUCAGACAUACACAGAUAAAUCAACCAAAGGUCCAUUCCACAACCAGGUCCAUUACAUGCCACCCUUAAACCAGAAAUGCCCCUCUAGCAGCAGUUACUCCUCCCAGCCUAUGACGAUGUCCGCAUCGUCUUCUCCACACGGACAUGGACAUGGACAUUCAUCCACUGUCUUAAAGACUUCCUCGAACCACAGUCAUCCUGGAAAAUCAGGGCAUCAACAGAAGAAGACUGAAGUCUUCUCUGAUGUCAAGGUACACUUUAGCCUUCCCCAGGAAAUGUCUGCUCAGUCUCCUGAUGUUAAGCCGCAAGCGUUCCUACAUUCCAGUAACGACAACAGCACUGACACCAAGGAUACCUUUGAUAGACAUCAGCAUCAGGAGUUCUCAGACCCUCCAUCUGGGUCCACCAGCACCAUGGACUUUACCAUGCUGAACAUUAAGCUGUCUCCUAAGGAUGCAGCUGUGACUCAAGCCACCAAAACAAACGCACUACCCCCUCAAACUUUCCCCCCACUCCUGUCGUCUAAGCAGCCCAGCGUAGUCAUGAACCCCAAGCCAACAGCCUAUGUGCGCCCCAUGGAUGGUCAGGACCAGGUGCUCAGUGAUUCGCCUGAGCUGAAACCUUCUCCACAGCCAUAUGCACCAUUGUUAAUCAGCAAGUCCAAUCUGGGGAAAAUAAAGAUACUGCCACAGUUCUUGGAGACAAGGACAAAUGAAGCUCAGUGUGUUGAGGACAUCUUGAGGGAAAUGACCCACUCAUGGCCUCCUCUUCUGACAGAUAUACCCACAACGAGCAUAGACAAACCCUCCAAAUCCCUGUUCUCAGCCAAGGAAGCAGUGCACGUCUCUUCAUGCCCAGGACAAAAAAGUUGUGUCUCUCCUUCUCCUCCUACAGAUCCACUGCAGCACAACCAGCAGAGCGCCUUAUCCCUCAAAGCUGCGGCACAUUCCAGCGGGGUAGAGUCAGCCAGCUCUAGCGACUCAGAGAGCACCUCAAGAUCAGAGUCGGACAGUGAAAGCACCACAGGAGAGCCCCCAGUGAGCAGCAUAGUUAAAACUGAGCCUGAUGCUCCAGCGGUGAGCCGUGGUGACUGGCAGUUGGGGAACUGGAUCAGAACCAACCAACAGAACUCGAGCACUGACUGUCAAGGUGGUACGCAUGUCUCUGAGAGCCCCUCUCACAAACGACUGUUGCCCACUCAAAGCUCCAAGCACUCCAGCGUAGAAGUGGUCGACCCCACCAGGGAUUCUAAGCCUCAGCUUCCUACUCACAAAAAUGAGCUUGGUGACAACCAUGCAAAACUCCAGCAGUGCAGAGAAAGCCAUCAGGACAACCAUCACCAGCAGAGUAGCAAAAAAUGCCCUUCUGCUGAUUCCAGGAGACCGUCAUGCAAGACGCACUCCUUGAAGCCAGCAAAGGAGGGCCGCCAGGAUCCCAUUGAAGCAGCCGUCAGGGUUAAGUGUGAGGACGUCGUAGCCACAGGAGGCAAAGACCUGGGUUUCACAGACAGGCCCAAGGUAAAGACGAAAACAAGACACUGCAAGAAAAGCAAGGAUGGUGACUCUAAACAUGACAGCAAAAGGACUUCUAAACACAUGUCCCUUGACAAGCGGAAGGUUGGAUCCAAGCCUGAAGUCAAGGUGGUUCUGAAAAGUCUUUGUCAAUCUUGUGGGGUGAAAUAUCCCAACCCUUGCUCCUGCCCCACACAGACUCCUGCUCAGCCUGAAGAGCCAUCUCCCGACCAACCAGUAAAAAUCCCCUGUAGCAAACCCAAGGCAGAGACUAUCUGCCAGAAGGGAAACAAGAGACCUAAAAAAUCAUCCCAAAAACACUCAGAGAAGAGAGCGCAAACAGCCAAUGGUUCUCAGGACCUCCACAGGCCUCCCAUAUCCCUGCUGGUGAGGAUCGAUCUAGGUCUGCUCUCAAGGGUCCCCCAGACAUCCGGCAACGAGCAGAAGAUACCCAGCAACGCAAAGAGACCAGCGCUGGUUGUCGAGCCGGAUGGAGGGGGCGGUGAUGUCUCUAUAACACACAAACCCAGCAAAAGCAGCAAAAAAAGCACAAUUCCAAAUGUUGAGGGAGACAACAAAAAUCUACCAAGGAAGAAAAGGCGGCUGGAAAACAAGAAUACCUCUUCAGCACAUCCUUCUAUCAAAAUGGAAAGCUCCGGCAAUCCAGCUGAGGAUCGGGAGACAAAGAAGGCCAAGAAGAAGCCUGUGUUAACAACACUCAAAGACUCAGCUAAAGACUCAAAGAUACACAAACGCUGCUCUACGGAGACACUGGAGUCCAGUAAGGAGGCUGCAAAGAGCAAGGACUCCGGCAAGCACAAGAAGAGGAGUGAAAAACACACAGAGCGCCUCCACUCUGAAAAGCUAAAGCCUCCAAAGUUCUGCCCCACGGUCCCAUCGUCUUCACAGUCCAACAAGGCAGUUUUGAUCAAUAGGCCCUUGCUCAGGUUUGAGGACAGGCCGUAUCCAGUGAAGCAAUCCAUAAAGGAGGCAAAACGGCUGAAGCACAAAGCAGAUGCAGAGUCAGAUAAGCUCAGUAAAGCUUUCAACUACCUGGAUGCUGUCAUGUUCUUUGUUGAGAGCGGCAUUGCUAUGGAAAAAGAUCCACAGAUUUCUAUGUCUUCCUACACCAUGUUUGAAGAGACAGUCGACCUCCUCAAGUUUAUCCUGAAACUUAAAAACACAGUGGACCCUUCUGCUCCGCCCUCAGAAAAGGACUUUUUAGUUUUAUGUUUGAGGUGCCAGUCUCUCCUGCAGAUGGCCAUGUUUCGCCACAAAUACAAAACUGCACUCAAGUAUUCAAAGACACUGACUGAUCACUUCACUAAUUCUGCUCAGGCAACACAUGAUCCUUCUGUCUUCACAUCAAGUGCUGCAGACACCCCGUCCCCGAUGCCUGACAUCCCGUCUCCUGCCAGCACAUCCACAAGCUCAGGUCCCGGAUCCAACCACAGUGGCAGCGGGUCGAUAGCGGGCCCCCUCAGUGGCAUGGUGGCGGUUCCCCAGGCUAUAGAACAAAUAGCUUUCACCUACGUCAAAAUCACCUCGUUAUUCGUAAGCGCUCAUGACCUCUGGGAGCAGGCGGAGCUGCUGGCAGAUAAAGGCAGCGGUUUGCUGACGUCGCUGGACACGGUUAUGGGCCCACUGAGUCAAACCUCAACUCUGAACACUAUGGUCCGAUAUACACGACAGGGCGUCUACUGGCUGAGGCUGGACAGCCAAAAGGUAAAGUGACCAACAGCCUGCUCCCCCUGCUGGACACCUACACCCCCUGCUGGACACCUACACCCCCCCCCCCCCCCUCCGCCUCCACUUCACUUCAGUGUGCUUCACCGUGAUCCCCACCUCAACUGUCCCUCAGGCGUCUUGUUCCUUUCCUUCACAAGGACGUCGCUUUACAAACACAUGGAUGUCAACUCAUGUUUGUUUUUAAUGCUUACACAACACUGAACAUUGCACUCGCAAUUUAUUCUUUUCUCUAAUGUUCACUUUUGGAGUCUCUUUAUUUCUCUCUGAUUUCAUGUCUCGGAAGGUUUAACUUUCCUCCUUGUUCCUCUGUCAGCUGAUGUUAUGGAAAUGUCAGGGCUUUAUUCAAGAGUUACCUUAACUAGAUCUGGAUUGAAAUCAUCAGAUUAACUCAAAGUGCCAUUUGGUGGUGGUGGAAGCACAUUUGACGACCUGAAUAAUACGAAAAACUAUAGGCACUUAGAUCAUUGUUCAUUUUUUGAUUCAUCACUUCCCAACAAAUUUUGUUUUAUUUCUCUUAAAAAGAGAUUUAAGAGAUUUUCCCUGCUCCAGUCUGAAAGAUUGUUUGAUUUUGGUCACAGGGAGUCUUUCUUUCUCCCACAAAUCUGGAUCCUUUUGUAUGAGACUCAUGAGAAACCUAGUUUGCAUGUCACUUUUCAUCAAGUCAAAUAUUACUGACAAAAAGUUCAUGAAGUUGGUUGCAAAAGCACCAGAGUGUAACUUUAAGUCAGCAUUACGUUAAUUCAUUUCAGCUUGUUCCUUGUUUGCUUCAAAUUGUCAAUAUUUUCAAUGCCGUCACAUUUCUCGUGCAAUAAGAAUAAGUGCAUUGUUAACAAAAAACAAAAAAAAGUGCCAUACUGGUGAUGAGACAUAAGAUGAAAUACAUUCACUGCAUGUAGUUUUGAUUAUGUGCAGAUUAAUGAGACAAAGAUCAAUCUGGACACAGUAAAUUCAAACAGAGCAGAGAAGCUCCUUUUUAAUUUAUGUAAUUUAAGUAAGCAUUGUUGUUUAAGGUCUGACCUCUUUGCUCCUGAAUGAAAUGUGUCUCAUUUGCGUGUCGGAGCGACUGAUGGUAGGAAACCUCAGAGACGUGAGAGACCGGUGACCCGUGUUGCAGAUGCUGUUUCUGGCUGUAGCACUGUCGGUAGUAAUGACUGAGGGUGACUUAUUUGUCCAUCCAAAGUUGAAUUUAUUUUAUUCUCAUCAUCCCGUUACAGAAUUUGCACUUUUGCCCUUUUUUCAGUAAAACAUCUUAAAUGACAGGUUCGUUUUUCUGUGUUUUGUCCUAAAAUCGAUUUUCACAUCUUUCCAUUUGUCCACACUGUCUGUGAACAGAUCCGUUCUAAAGGGGAAGAUAAACUUCAAAGUUAAUCCUAAACUAUUAUGAGGCUUGAGCAGCCUGAGUCCAACAAACCUAGGAGGGCAUUUUGUAAAGUGAGACCUCAUAGACCAGAAAUAAUGAUGGUGUGUCCUCUUUCUCCCAUUUAAAAGAAUGAGAGGCUUCGCAUGGAGUUAAACUUUGGUGAACCUUGACCUACGAUGUACACUUUGCAUUCAUGAAUGUGUGACUGUGUCAUAGGAAGGAUUCUUUAUUCAGUCAGUAUGAACAGAGGGAACCAGUAUUUCACUUCGGUUUACCCAUGGGCAUGUUGGUAUUGUUUAAAUAUAGAAUUUAAAAACAUUGAACUUGGCCUUUUAAGCACAGAUGUGUCUUACAGCAACUCAACUUUCCAGAACCCCCAAAAAACGGAAUCAUGACAUCCCUGACUUUGCGUACACACAGUUGUGGAUUUAAUGGUUUUAAUUGGCUGCGUUUAUCAUGGACGACCACAAUCAUUUAACUGAAAAGAAACUACAUUUGUGUUCCCUUGUUUGUUUUUGCACUAGUAGGCUGCAGCCCUACAUGUUUCCUACACUAAAGUUGAGAAGAAUAAAUGGCCAACUGUAGCUUAUUUAAAAAAAAAAAAAAAAAAUUAACACCUUUUGUGAGUAUUUCUAAUUAAUUAAAUUUGUACAGAAAAACACCACGUUCCCGAGACCGGCAGGACUGUGUUAGUUUUCACUCUCUGUUUGUUGUAUCUUAAUUCUCAGCAAUAAAGUCUGAGCUUCUUUAGCUCAAUAUUUGAAUCAGUGGAUGUCAUGAUCUAGUUGUCGUUGGGUCUUAUUGAUUCACUGGGGGGUAAAUACAAUCAGUAUAAAAUCAACUAUUCGAGAAAGGAAACAUUGGUUUAGCUAAACACAUUCAAAUAUUGAAUUUUUCUUGAAAUUAGCCUCGUAAGGUUGGGAGAUUUAGUUGCCCGACUCAGUUCAUGUGUGUCCAUGUAAUUAUUGGCAAAAAAGGGCUGAGCAAGGACCACAAAGUGUUCCUGGAUUUAUGUUUCUCCUAUUCACGAUUGUUUUUACCAUAUGCCACGGAAGGAGAGAUUAUGUUUACAUACAUAUGAUUACAUAUUGUAUUGAUCUUUACACUGCACAAGAAGUGAAAACGCAAAACCUGGCAUUCGACAUUCAUGACUAGUGCAAUCUUUUUUUCUUUUUUUUUUUUUGAUGUGCCUGGGUCUUGUCUUUCCAACCUGUGGCUUUGUUUUCAUCACCGGGUGUCGGUGCUUCAUUUCUGAAUUUCUCUGAAAACAAGUUUACACUUCUUGUCCAAAUUAUCAUUUACUGGAAAAAUGAUCACAUAGGUUUUUGAAGGAUGCUUUUUUUUUCCUUUUUGUGAAAUAUGUAAAGAAUUUGUGUUGCAGUGUACACAGAUGAAUUAAACACUGGAAAUGAA
Molecule: messenger RNA, 6519 nt
Organism: Platichthys flesus (European flounder)
Lineage: Eukaryota; Metazoa; Chordata; Actinopteri; Pleuronectiformes; Pleuronectidae
Gene: aff1
Product: AF4/FMR2 family, member 1
Exons: 19
Coding region: 177-3731 (1184 amino acids)
Biological process (GO): regulation of gene expression
Cellular component (GO): nucleus; super elongation complex
Source: RefSeq, a predicted model, not a curated record